This is a messenger RNA of Podospora anserina S mat+, 393 nucleotides long. RefSeq lists its product as uncharacterized. The coding region runs from base 1 to 393 and encodes 130 amino acids. Gene Ontology annotation, cellular component: cytoplasm; cytosol. The record is from RefSeq and is a predicted model, not a curated record. Gene Ontology annotation, biological process: secondary metabolic process. The transcript has a single exon. Gene Ontology annotation, molecular function: carboxy-lyase activity; hydrolase activity. Lineage: Eukaryota; Fungi; Ascomycota; Sordariomycetes; Sordariales; Podosporaceae.
AUGCGUGAUUACACCGACGUCGACAUCAUCCUCUCACACGCGGGAGGAACACUCCCUUACCUGGCCAAUCGUAUCGAGUGCUUGUUGCUCAACCCGGCCUUGGCGGGGAUGGUGAACAUCACGCGCGAGGACGUCAAAGCUGGGUUUGCAAAAUUCUACUUUGACACCGCGCUUAUUAGCUCCACUGCCCAGCUGGAGAGCCUCCUUGAUUACACGAGCUCUGAUCGGGUCCUCUUUGGGACAGAUUUCCCCUAUGCUGGAAAGGAAGCUAUUGCAGCUGUGUUGGGCCAGUACCACGAUUUUGUUGGGAAAAACCCCAGGGGAGGAGCAAUUCAGCCGGCGGUGUUGAGGGAGAGUGCUGCUCGGUUGUUGGAGAGGUAUGGCCAUCGUUGA